This is a messenger RNA of Sycon ciliatum, 2264 nucleotides long. Its product is annotated as cytochrome P450 3A21-like. The record is from RefSeq and is a predicted model, not a curated record. Gene Ontology annotation, molecular function: monooxygenase activity; heme binding; iron ion binding. The transcript has 3 exons. Lineage: Eukaryota; Metazoa; Porifera; Calcarea; Leucosolenida; Sycettidae. Bases 182 to 1747 code for a protein of 521 amino acids.
GAUAAAAAGGAUUGCAUAACUUGGAAAGACUUAUUUGAACCAGAGCGAGGUCAGAUUUCUUGGUUGUGUUCCAUGUAAUUAUUGUGUCUUGUCGCUAGCUGUGGCGGCACGAGUACGUCGACGGUAGAUUGUUUGUUGUCAUUCUCUGAACGUAUGCUCAUAGCAUUGGUGACGAGGCACGAUGCUUGAUGUCGCUCAGUUGCUGCUGUAUUGCGGCGUGCCGCUCCUGUUUGCUGUGUGGUAUCUGCAGCGGCAGCGGCAGGGUGCAUCCCAGACCGGAACGGGAAAACUUCCCAAGCUGCUCGAACUGGGCUACAGCAAUUGGACGGGGCACAUCGGCUACGUCGUUGGGCAGAACAAUGCCGGCCCAGGCGAACAUAUUUUCAACCUGCACGAGCUGAUGCAGAAGGCUCCGGAGCCGGUUGUAGCCCUAUCCCUCUUCGGUCCCAGAUGGCUAAUGACUCCCAUCUAUGCUGUCAUGGAUCCAGUCCUCAUCAAUGUAGUGACAUCAAGCAGCAAAACGACCCGCUUCGCAUCCUUCGAGUACAGCUCGCAGAGCGUCAUGGGCAAGAAGUCCAUGAGCGCUCUGCGCGGCGACGAGCUAAAGCGACAUCGCAAGCUGCUCGCUUCCAGCAUUCUCAGCAGAAAGGCGCUGGGAAGGUUGGUGGAACUGAUGGGUAACGUCACAGACGCAUUCCUGCAAAAUCUCCCGCAGCCCAAGGCUGGCGAAUCGUCGUUCGCACUUGAUCUAGCUGACGGCGAUCCUAUAGGACUCAUGCUCCUGGAUGUAUUCUCCUUGUUUGGAUUUGGAACACAAUCAACGACAACACCAGAGGGUCUGGCUCAACGAGAGAAGGUGAAGAUUGCAAUGAACUUCAUCUUCGACAUGUUUGCGGAUCGAAUGUCUGCUGCUGGACUGGCCAAGUACCUCUCAUACCUCAACUUCAGCAAGAGCCGGCAAUUGGCAAACCACCACAAGUUCAUUCGUCAGGAGAUCAUCAUCCCGGCUAUCCGCCGCCGUCAAUCGGACAUCAAUGAGGGCGUGGAAGUGCCCAAUGAUGCCCUGACAGUCAUGUUGGAGGCUGGUGAUGACGACUCGCCAGCUUUCACCGAAGAGGAGAUCUGCGACGAAGCUAUACUCAUUAUGGUUGCAUCGUAUGAAACAACGGCAAACACAAUCCUGUGGCUGUUCUAUCACCUUGCCAUGCAUCCGGAGUGUCAGCAGCGUUGCUACGAGGAAGUGUGCCAGGUGAUGUCAUCGCACCCACCCGGAACCCAGCCAAGCAUCACCGAUAUCGACCAAAUGACCUACCUGAACGCCACUCUGCAGGAGUCCAACAGGCUCACGCCAAUUGCACACGGCAUCACUCGCGAGACCGUGGAAGACCUGGUGCUUGGCGACUACGUCAUACCGAAGGGGAACACGGUCAUGUGUUACUUUCAAGGAUCGGCCGUCAGCGAGGAAGUCUUCACUGACGCCAAGAAAUUCGUUCCCCAAAGGUGGCUCGAUCAUCCCAAUGGCGGGGCCAAGAAACCCGGCGCUCAUUCGCUGCCGUUCGGCAACGGGCCGUUCCGCUGCUUUGGCAAAGCGAUGGCAGUGCAGGCCAUACGCACGCUGUUCUCAUCGUGGAUCCAGCGCUACCGCUUUGAGAUGAUCACGGAGGACAUAAAACCGCGCUUCCGCAUAGCCUACUAUCCGUCCCAGCUCACCAUCCGUAUGUUUCCACGGCAGCAAGAAGACCAGUGAUGGAGAAUUGCCAUGAAUGUGGUCACUUGAAUCUUGCAAGAAUACCUUGUGAUAUUUUUUUGGCAUUGUUUACGUGCUAUUUUAUAUCACUAUUGAUCCUUUAUAGUAAUCUGUGUUGCAAUUUGUUAAAUUAGUACAACAAUGCUUCCUGAUGAGCGUUGUGCGAAAGCUAGUUCGAUGCAUUUUUAUAUUUUUCAUCGUUCCUAUUACUGCUCUUAUUAUUGUUCUUCACAUUACAUUUCCGUCAUAGUUAUUUCUUUGUCCAAUCACCACUUUCUCUAGAAUUUGUUCGUGACAUCUCAAUUAAACCUUCGUAACAUGACGCUUCAGCUGAUUCUGUUUAUUGCCAUCCUAAAACUUCUUGCCUGUUCAAAUACUUGUUCAUUUUUUUGCUUUUAUAGAAAAUUUCCCCCUAUUACAUCUCGUCCUUAUCUUGCUCUUGCCGAAGGAGCAUUAGGUAUUGAUUUUAGGGAUACCCCCUCACAGACAGAUACAUUCGGUGCUUCCCCCCCCCCCU